UUUAAAGACGCGCAAGGCGCUACUUUCUUCCCAAAAGAAAGAAGGGCGAAGUGAGCAAUUUUGUUCUUCAGUUUAGUGAUUCGGCAUUUCCGUUGGCCCCUUCCGCAUUUUUGACACCAAAUACAAAACACCAAACCAAGCGUUCACCAUGUCGAGCCCUCAGCUUGGCUGGAUAGGCCUUGGUUCGAUGGGAAUCGGAAUGUCCAAGAACCUCCAGAAGCACCUCUCCAGUUCGAGUUUCCCGGCAUUGGUAUAUACCAAUCGCACCCUGUCUCGUGGUGACUCGCUCAAGGACUUGGGAGCAAUUCCGUUAGAGUCAGUGGACAAAGUAGCAAGGAAGAGCGAUAUUAUCUUCUCCUGCGUGAGCAAUGACGCCGUGCUGCAAGCAGUAGUUGAUGAGAUCAUCGCAUCUGGCGAUAUCACUGGGAAGGUAUGUGUAGACUGCUCUACGGUGCAUCCAGACACGUCGAAGAGUGUCCUAGCCAAGAUUACCAGAGCAGGCGCACAUUUCAUUGCUGCUCCUGUGUUCGGCGCCUCCCCCAUGGCCGAGGCCGGCAAGUUAAUUUUUGUUGUUGCUGGCCGUGGCACAGCCAAAACUGCGAUUACGCCAUACUUGAAGAACGUCAUGGGUCGCUCUGUUAUCGACCUAGGCGAAGACGUGACAAAGUCCAGUCUUCUCAAAAUUGCUGGCAACGUUUGUGUAGUGUCCUUUAUGGAGGUGAUUUCAGAAGCCCACGUUUUUGCCGAAAAGACAGGUCUGGGAUCAGAGAUCCUUGAGCAAAUGCUCGGAGACAUGUUUGGCCCCGUCAUAGAGAGCUACUCUAAACGAUUGACAUCGGGCAACUACGCCCCGCCGCCGAAUGGUAAAGCUGGCUUUGAUGUGUCUCUUGCUAUCAAGGAUGCUAAGCAUGCUCUCAAUUGCGCUGAAGCGGCUGGUACCAGGAUCAAAGUCAGCGAAAUUGCUUUGAGUCAUUUGGAGAGAGCUCGAGAGCUGCAACCUCAGAGACCCCUUGAUAGCGGUGCUAUAUAUGGCACUAUCCGGUCUGAAGCUGGCUUGGAUUUCCUCACGGACUUGUGCAAAUCGAGAGAUAGCUCGUCAUGAUCGCCGAAAAUGGACAAAAUAAAGAAUAACUUACAAACCAAAUCACUGAAU
Cucurbitaria berberidis CBS 394.84 is the source of this 1153-nucleotide messenger RNA. Its product is annotated as 6-phosphogluconate dehydrogenase. Bases 149 to 1102 code for a protein of 317 amino acids. Lineage: Eukaryota; Fungi; Ascomycota; Dothideomycetes; Pleosporales; Cucurbitariaceae. The transcript has 3 exons. The record is from RefSeq and is a predicted model, not a curated record. Gene Ontology annotation, molecular function: NADP binding; oxidoreductase activity, acting on the CH-OH group of donors, NAD or NADP as acceptor.